This is a messenger RNA of Elaeis guineensis (African oil palm), 1090 nucleotides long. RefSeq lists its product as uncharacterized. Lineage: Eukaryota; Viridiplantae; Streptophyta; Magnoliopsida; Arecales; Arecaceae. The record is from RefSeq and is a predicted model, not a curated record.
CAUCCUGACGUAUAACCUCUAAUAGCACUUCAAUCAUACAUUCCCCAUCCAAAUAAACUAAUCCUCACCACUAAACCGGUGGUCCCAUCCUGGCCCACCAACUGAUCCGACCAUAAACUCCGAUCCCAAAAUCCCAGCCGUCGACGUCUCCAUAUCAGCCCUCUUGGGUGACAAUGAGGUCAAAGGUAUACCCCGGAUGAGUGGGAUCUACUGUGGCAUCUCCCUUCUCCUGCCCUCGAUUCCUGGCAUCUUCCCAUCAGAUUCCAUGCUCUACGCAACGGCCCAAAUUUACUCUCCUCUAUAUAUCCCAACGUUCCUACCCUUCGCUCCUACUCCGAGGCCAAAGCUCUCUCUCGCUCUUUGGAAACAUCGUUCCCAAUUCGCCCACCAAUUUUUUGGGUUCUCUUCCCGAAAUGGACCUCCUCGAAAUGCCCUUGGAGGCCAUCGUGCUCCGCUUCCACUCCCUUCCCGCCGCCGUCGCCGCCGGCUCCCUCUGGGCCUGCCUCGCCGUCCUCGCCGCCGCCCUCGGCAUCUGGCGCAUCCGCGCCGUCGGAUCCCGAUCCGACGACGUCUCUCUCCCCCACUCCCCCAUCACUUCCAAGUCCGAGCCGGGACAAGCCCCGUCUCCGUCUCCGGCGCCGGCGCCAUCGACGGUGCCGAAGUCUCCCAAGCCGACCGUGCGGGCCCCGCACUGUCACGUGGAGGACGCCGGCACUCCCAAGGCCCGGUUCACGGCGUACUACGGCUCCUGCGACUGGUUCGACGUGGAGGAUGACGGCGAUGAGCAAGUGGAGGUGGAUAAUGGACGGAAGGAUGACGGCGCUCGUGUCGUCAGGGCUCGUUUGACGGCGCCGUUGGAGGGAUUUGGGUGGGAGGGGUUGAUGGUUGGGAGGCGGGGGGAUCUUGGGUGGUACCGUUACCAGGACCUGACGGCCCUUAACGGCAGCGUCGUCCGGUUGUGGGAGACGGCGACGUCACGAAGGAGGUCGCCGAUGGAAUUGUAGGGGUAUAACAGGAAUUUGGAGAAAAUUUGUGAAAUGUAUAUAAUUUUUGUAUAAUUAAUAAUUUUGCCCUCCUCUUUUCUUUUGCC